CAAAGCUCACGAAAAAAAGAAAAGCAAAACAAAAACAUUUGCUCAGUGGCCCCGCGGUCAUAUCAACGUCCACAAAAGCAUCAGAAAACGUGACCUGGAUGAUGGUGAAAAGGCAGAACGUAAAGGGAGCAAUAGUGACCCGCGGAGAGCUUCGAGUUCUGUAGCUGUGACAGUUUAGCAGAUUACUAGUUUAGCCUAGCCUAGUUUAGCUGUUCCUGUCCAUGACGUCCCCAGUAGGUCUUCCGCUGCUCGGCCCUGGCCGGGCUGCUUCAUCCUCACUCUCGCCUGCUGCGGCUAAGCCGCCUCUUCCUCGUCAGCAGCUCCACUCUGCUGCCUCCACCCCGGGCGGUAUGAUGGUGGAGUCGGUGGACGAAGCAGAGGGUCUGUACGUGGCGGUGGAGCGAUGCCCUCUGUGCACCACCUCCCGCCGCAGGCUCACCUGUGCCCGGUGCGUUCAGGCCGGAGACUUCGUGUUCUUUGACGGGAGGAACAGUGAAAGAUACUCUGAGAAGUUGGGGAGGCUAAAGAAGCUCAAGGAGGAGAAGGAAAAACUGCAGCAGAGUGUCCUACAUGCGAUGGGCAAAAGGCUGCAGGCUGAUGAGAUGAAAUGGAAGAUCAUGCUGUUUAAGAUAAAGAUUGAGCAGCUGAAGGAGGCGGUUGCCUGGGGCAAUGGGGAGGUGAAGCAUAAUCGUGAGGUCCUCCUGCGCUCUCAAGAGGAGGCUCUGCGGCUCCAGCGCCGCGCAGUACGGCACCAGGAGAAAAGGGACAAAAUCGAGCGCCACAACAGGCGUCUGGGGGAGCUGUUGGAGAGGCGCAACCGAGAACACCAGAGCAAACUGAGUCAACUGGCGGCUCUCAGACGAGAGCACAUCCUGGAGCUCACCACGCACAUUUUCACUAUGCAAGAGGAGAAGCAAGGCAGCAGAGACCCAGCUGAUGUCACAGCAGAGUGCGACCUUGCUCUGACCUCCAGCACAGUGACCGAGUUGGCAGAGGCCCGGAGAACCACCUACCUGUCUGGACGCUGGAUCUGGGAUGACCAGAAUGGAGAGACCAGCAUCAGCAUCACAGGCGCUCCGGUUGCUUUGCGGAGCAACGGAGACUGCUCCGCCUACUACAGCUGGGUGGAGGAAAAGAGCACCAGCCCUGGUCCAGAGCUUGACCACAUUAAUCCAGCUCACACCAUCAGUGCUGCACUUUGCUACGCCACCCAGCUCGUCACCAUUCUGUCCCACAUCCUGGACGUCAACCUGCCCAAGAAGCUCUGCAACAGCGAGUUCUGUGGAGAGAAUCUUAACCGGUACCGCUUCACCAGAUCUUUGAACAAGCUCAACACCAACAUCCUCCACCUCUGCUUCUCACAGCAUGUCAACAGUGAUAAGCUUCACCCUCAUCACACUCUCAGGAACAUCAUGUUUCUGGUUGCCCCUGACAACGACAACCUGGGCCGGACUGGUCCAUUUGAAGUGAGCUCUGACUUGGAAGAGUCAAUGGAGUUUGUUGAGCCAGAGGUGUCGGGGCCAACUGAGGAGAGUGGAGAUGAAGCGGUGACAGAUGAGGAGACGGACCUGGGAACGGACUGGGAGACGGUGCCCAGUCCACGAUUCUGUGACAUCCCCUCUCAGUCCAUGGAUCUUUCCCAGAGUGCUCUGCAGGUUUCCCAGCCAUCGGGUAAUCCUGGAGGGAUGAUUUCAUCUGCUGCUGCCUCGGUCACCUCCUGGUUUCGUACUUACACAGGCCAGCGUUGACCCAGCCCCAUUAUGUGAAAAUCCGGACUGGGAUCAGGUCAGACCAGAGGUCUGACAUUAGCCAAAAUAGACUUCGGAUUGUUUUUUUAUCUCUAAGGUUUUUUUGUCUACUGUUGUAUCAUGAAGCAACUAAAAGAUUUUGCAUAAAAAAUGAGACUCAGAUCAGGUAUACCGACUGCAGCUUUAGAAAGAGCAGUGUGACACAUGGAACUGCUGUCAGGAGCUGGAACCCUGCACACUAACAUGCUGAAAUGUUUCAGUUCUAUUUGUUAUAUAUCCUAUGAACAGCUGUCUGUAUGAUGGCUAUCCUGGUUCAUUUGUAUUAUUGCUAAAUGCACAGACAUAGCUCUAUUUGAUGUGUUUGGAAUGUGAACAGUCACAAUCUGUUUUUGACUUCAAUAAAAGGAUUUUCCUGGA
Molecule: messenger RNA, 2165 nt
Organism: Girardinichthys multiradiatus
Lineage: Eukaryota; Metazoa; Chordata; Actinopteri; Cyprinodontiformes; Goodeidae
Gene: atg14
Product: autophagy related 14
Exons: 11
Coding region: 222-1748 (508 amino acids)
Biological process (GO): cellular response to starvation; autophagosome assembly; mitophagy
Cellular component (GO): mitochondria-associated endoplasmic reticulum membrane contact site; extrinsic component of omegasome membrane; extrinsic component of phagophore assembly site membrane
Source: RefSeq, a predicted model, not a curated record